Molecule: messenger RNA, 1836 nt
Organism: Knipowitschia caucasica
Lineage: Eukaryota; Metazoa; Chordata; Actinopteri; Gobiiformes; Gobiidae
Source: the annotation of a GenBank genome assembly
AUGAUCUACGGUCUGUUGGUUGGUGUAAUUCUAAGAUUCGGAGUCCACGUUCCACAAAGUACGAGUGACGUGGUUUUGAGCUGCGCCGUCAAUGCCAGUCCUGCCACUCUGUUGGUGAACGUGAGCGGGCGCUUCUACGAGUACACUCUGAGGGGAGAGGUGAGCCGCGCCAAGGGCCACCAAGUCCAGGACGACGAGAUGCUGCGGAAGGUAACAUUUGACCCCGAAGUAUUUUUCAACAUUUUACUUCCACCAAUCAUCUUCCAUGCAGGUUACAGCUUGAAAAGAAGACAUUUUUUCAGAAACAUUGGGUCAAUCUUGACUUAUGCCUUCGUUGGAACAGUUAUCUCCUGUUUUGUGAUUGGGCUGAUCAUGUACGGGUUUGUGUCCUUCAUGAAAGCAGUGGGGCAGCUGGGAGGAGAUUUCUUCUUCACAGAUUGUCUCUUUUUCGGCGCUAUCGUUUCUGCAACAGACCCAGUGACGGUUCUGGCCAUUUUCAACGAGCUGAAGGUGGAUGUGGACCUGUACGCGCUGCUGUUUGGGGAGAGUGUCCUUAACGACGCCGUGGCCAUCAUCCUGUCCUCGUCAAUUGUUGCGUACCAGCCGGCCGGAGACAACAGCCACAGUUUCGAGGCCAUGGCCAUGCUCAAGUCCUUUGGGGUUUUCCUGGGAGUUUUCAGUGGAUCUUUGGCUCUCGGAGUGGCCACCGGAGUCGUCACUGCAUUUGUCACCAAGUUCACAAAGUUGAGGGACUUCCCACUUUUGGAGACCGCCCUCUUCUUCCUCAUGUCCUGGAGCACGUUCCUAUUGGCUGAGGCCUGUGGCUUUACAGGUGUGGUUGCGGUGCUGUUCUGUGGCAUCACCCAGGCUCAUUACACAUACAACAACCUCUCCCCAGACUCUCAGGACCGAACCAAACAGUUGUUUGAGCUGUUGAACUUCUUGGCGGAGAACUUCAUCUUCUCCUACAUGGGCCUGACGCUGUUCUCCUUCCAGUCACACGUUUUCAACCCACUCUUCAUCAUCGGAGCUUUUCUGGCUGUGUUUAUAGGCAGAGCAGCCAACAUCUAUCCUCUGUCCUUCCUGUUGAACCUCGGACGACGGAACAAAAUUGGAUCCAACUUCCAACACGUGAUGAUGUUUGCAGGUCUGCGUGGCGCCAUGACUUUCGCGCUCUCCAUCCGCGACACGGCCACGUACGCGCGGCAGAUGAUGUUCUCCACCACGCUGCUCAUCGUCUUCUUCACGGUGUGGGUCUGCGGAGGAGGGACCACGCCCAUGCUCUCCUUCAUGAGCAUACCAGUUGGUGUGGACUCGGAUCAAGAACACACCAGCGCCACAAUGUUGGAUGGGUCCCAGAGGAGAAACACCAAACACGAGAGCGCCUGGCCCUUCAGGAUCUGGUAUAACUUCGACCACAAUUACCUGAAGCCGCUGCUCACCCACAGUGGACCUCCUCUCACGGCCACGCUGCCCUCCUGCUGUGGGCCCCUCGCCCGCUGCCUCACCAGUCCACAGGCCUACGAGAAUGAAGGGCGGCUCCACGAAGACGACGACUUCAUCUUGAACGACGCCAGCGUGAGCUCCAUGUACGCGGACGUGACCGUGAGCACCGACGCCUCUGGGUCCCGGACCAUCAACCGCAAGCACCCGUUGGGGGCCGGUUUCCCUGACGACGGAAUCGACAACGAACUGGCCCUGUCGGAGAACGAGGUGGCCAUCAGAGGGACGCGCCUGGUCCUGCCCAUGGAUGACCCCCUGGACCCCCCCAUCACCGUCACCCUGCCCCCUCCCCCCUCCCCUCCCAAAUCUGACCCACGCAGGCACAGACUGUAG